CAGCGCAACUCUCAGCUUGUUACUCCAACUCGUUCGCCGUUGCACUGGAGAACAAACUCUCAAGCAUAGCCUUUUGCUCCAUUUCUACUGGUAUCUAUGGGUACCCAAUUGAGGAUGCGACGCACAUUGCUCUAGAAACCACGAGAAACUUCCUUGAAGAAGAAGGGGGAGAGAAAGCGAAGAGCCUCGAAAAGAUAGUUUUCGUCGUCUGGAGCGACAAAGAUAAAGGGGUGUAUGAGGCUCUUUUACCUGAGUAUUUCCCGGAGACAGCAGAACAAGAGGGGGAACCAGACGAACCAGCACCUAAAGGACAGGCUGAAACUGUCUAA
Acaulospora colombiana is the source of this 329-nucleotide messenger RNA. Lineage: Eukaryota; Fungi; Glomeromycota; Glomeromycetes; Diversisporales; Acaulosporaceae. The record is from the annotation of a GenBank genome assembly.